Messenger RNA from Oncorhynchus keta (chum salmon), 1542 nucleotides. RefSeq names its product OX-2 membrane glycoprotein-like. Bases 589 to 1455 code for a protein of 288 amino acids. The record is from RefSeq and is a predicted model, not a curated record. Gene Ontology annotation, molecular function: cell-cell adhesion mediator activity. Lineage: Eukaryota; Metazoa; Chordata; Actinopteri; Salmoniformes; Salmonidae. The transcript has 5 exons.
GCGUGUCCUGCGUUGCGUAUAAUCUGACUGAGCACACAAGUAUCUAAGUAUCUGACUGAGCGGUGGUAGGCAGAAGCAGGCGCAUAAGCAUAAACAUCAUUCAAACAGCAUUUCUUUGCGUUUUGCCAGCAGCUCUUCGUUGUGCGUCAAGCAUUGCGCUGUUUAUGACUUCAAGCCUAUCAACUCCCGAGAUGAGGCUGGUGUGACCGAAGUGAAAUGGCUAGCUAGUGAGCGCGCUAAUAGCGUUUCAAACGUCACUCGCUCGUAGUUCUUUGACUUUGUGCGAUUAAUUUACCAGCUAUGAAACAAAACGGCAGAAAUACUCUGAAAACAGCUGCUGCACCAUUUAUUUAACUAUACAUGUGAUCAUACUUGACAUUUUUUUAAAUUCACAAAUGCGAGUGAAAUGCUCGCCCUGUGGAGCCAUGACAAACCGUCAACAUGGCUGGUGAAAUAGACAUCUGGUGAAAGGGUCACUUUAAUGUUACUAACUCCCAACGCCAGCAGCUAACUUUCACUUUCACUCACCAAUAUUUAAAGGUCCAACGCCAGAAACAGAAUGAUCUUGUUAACAUUCACCCGCUGAGAAUGAACACUUACCUAAUUAUUUUAUGCGUGCUGUCUGAAGCCGUCUCUGCCAACGUCGUAGCUAGAGGAGACACCAGUGUUGACUUCAAUGCCGACGCAUCAUAUACCUGCACUCAUGCGGACCCGACAGGUGUGCUGCAAGUCACCUGGCAGAGGCUGUUCAAAGACGACUCGGUGGAGAAUCUGGCCACCUACAGCAAGCGGUUUGGAGCUCAAAUCAUAGACCCGCACCGAGGCAAGGUGGUUUUCACGGAGGCAUCUCUCAACUCAACGUCUAUUACCGUGAAGAACGUAACAUGGUCGGACGACGCCUGCUAUAUUUGUUCCUUUAAUGUUUACCCGAGUGGUUCAAUAAGCAAGCAGAUUUGUCUUACCGUUCAAGGUUUAUCUGAAGUGAGAGCCACAAUGCAAAAAGUCCCCAGCACUGAACCUAAAGCAGACAUGGAAGUUGUGGUCAGCUGCUCUGCCACAGGUAAACCAGCACCUUGGAUCCAAUGGAACGUAUCUGCUGCAGCACUCAUAAAGACACCUAACAACUGGACUGUCAUUAACAAAGACCAAACUGUCACAGCCAAUAGCAACAUCACCCUCCAACUGUUGCCAGGCUCAGGGGGAUACGUGGACUGUAUCAUAAACAAUGGGAUGAGGACACAGAGACACGAGCGGGUCCUGCUUCCUAUUCUCCCUGGAGAGAGGGAGGUUGAAGAGGAUGACAAGAGGACAUCCCCGUGGGCGGUUGGCAUUCCAGUGUUCCUAAUCAUCUCCCUUUUAGUCAUCUGCGGCAGUGUCAUGCUUCAACAGAGAAAAGGUUACAGGCAAGCAGCAACCACAGCAGACGAGCAGGACGCUUUUGGGGAAAGUGUGUAAAUGUUUGUCUGUGUUGAUUGCUAUACUUGUGUACUUUAGCUGACAGAGGUUUUUAUUGAGCAUCGGAGCGCUGUUGGUAUUAAGAGU